CUCCCCCUGCUGGUUAGCUGCUUAGCAUUUCUUUUGGAGCUUUUCAGUUUGCUGAUAGCAGGUGGGAAAUUGAUGUGGGUGUGGAGUUAAACAUGUUUCAGUCUGGCUACGGAGCAAAGAGGCCAACUCGGGCAAAGUGCAGAUGGGGUGGAAGUUGUCAUUCAGACGGCAAGGGUCAGUGCAGAUCACAGGAAACCAGAUGGGAGCAACUCAUCCGCCUCUGUAUUUGCAGGACUUGGCUCUGAACCCAAGCAUUCACAGCACUAUUUGACUUUCAUCAAACUUGGAAUUAAACAAAACUGACAUCCCUUUAGAGAGGCAGAGAUGCAACAGGCAGUGCAACGUGACACUAUGAAAUCUGGGUUUAAGCCAUCCGAGGCUUGAUGAUGGGUUUAUUUAUAUUUUAUUCAAAGUCCCAAUCAACAGCAUCUGUGCAAACGACAUAUCUGUUUCUAAUUAAUCAGUGUCUGUGUUAGGCUCCAACUGAUACCUUGGUAGAGAGAUGGAGUUACAUUUUAAUUCUGCCUUGAAUAUUAUGACAGCUGUUUUAGUGACGGGUGUAGACAGAGAUUAGACUUCCUGGGCCAGACGGUUAAAUUAAAACUUGAGCAAAACUGUAAUAAAACACUCAGUGCCAUCAUUAUAACACAAACAGAUGUGAUGAUGAAGUAUGAGAUUCAAUGAGAAAAUGGAUGACUAACGCUUGUUUUUAGACCAUGGGCUGCAUGGUGGCGCAGUUGUUAGCACUGUUGCCUCGCAGCACGAAGGUCGCAGGCUCGAAACUCGGCUGUGGCCUUUCUGCGUGGAGUUGCGUGUUCUCCCCAUGCAUGCGUGGGUUUCCUCCGGGUACUCUGGUUUCCCCCACAGAUCACAACAUGCCCUACAGGUUAUAAAUUGUAAGUCGCUUUGGAUAAAAGCGCCUGCUAAAUAAAUAAACAUAAACAUAGAUCGUCUUUGAUUGGUUCUGGGUGAGAAAAACAAGGGAAAUGUUUACAUUUGCAAGAAGAUUUUUUUUUCUGUAGUGAUUAAUUUUCUCGAUGAUCGACUUUCUCAUGUUUCAUCUGAUCUACGGCCGUAUGUCGACAUUCGGGUGAAGAGAGAGACGGAGUUGUCAACUGACCACUACCUGGUGGUGGGUUGGCUCUGAUGGCGGGGGAGGAUGCCGGUCAGACCUGGCAGACCCAAACGAAUUGUGAGGGUCUGCUGGUAACAUCUAGCAGAGUCUCCUGUCAGCAAGAGCUUCAACCCUCCUCCGACAGAACUUCCAAAACGUUCCAGGGGAGGAGGGGAACAUCGAGUCCGAAUGGGCCAUGUUCCAUGCCUCCAUUGUUGAGGCGGCCGACCGGAGCUGUGGCCGCAGGAUCGUCGGUGCCUUUCGUGGUGGCAACCCCCAAACCCGCUGGUGGACACCGGAGUUUAGGGAUGCUGCCAAGCUGAAGAAAGAGUCCUUUUGGUCUUUUGGGCCUGUGGGACUCCAGAGGCUGCUGAUAGCUACCGGCAGUCCAAGUGGAAUGCGACUCAGGUAGCAAAAACCCGGGCGUAGGAGGAGUUCGGUGACAUCAUGGAGAAAGACUUCCACAUGGCUUCAAGGAGAUUCUGGUCCACCAUCCGGCGCCUCAGGGGAGGAAAGCAGUGCGCUACCAACACUGUUUCUAAUGGGGACGAUGUGCUGCUGACCUCUACUCAGGACGUUGUGGAUCAGUGGGCAAAAUACUUCAAAGACCUCCUCAAUUCCACCGGCACCUAUUGCAGUAAGGAAGCAGAGUCUGGAGACUUUGGGUGCUGAGGUCACUGAGGUUGUCAAAAAGCUCUUCGGUGACGAGGCUCCGGAGGUGGAUGAGAACCGCCCAGAGUUCCUUAAGGCUCUGGAUGUCGUAGGACUGUGUUGGUUGAUGCAGUUCUGCAAUAUUGCGUGAAAAUCGGGGUCAGUUCCAUUGGACUGGCAGACUGGGGUGGUGGUCCCCCUAUUUAAGAAGGGGGACCGCAGGGUGUGCUCUAACUACUGGGGGAUCACACUCCUGAGCCUCCCUGGUAAGGUCUAUUCAGGGGUCUGGAGACUAGGGUGGAUUUCUAAGCUCAGCCAAGGUGUUUAGGGGAUCCGUUUUGGUGGCCUAAGGAUUGAGACUCUGCUUUUUGCAGAUGAUGUGGUCCUGUUGGAUUCAUCAGAACGUGAUCUCUGGCUUUAGCUGGAGUGAUUUGCAGCUGAGUGUGAAGCAGCUUAAAUGAGAAUCAGCUCCUCUAAAUGCGAGACCAUGGUCUUGAGUUGGAAAAGGGUAGAAUGCCUUCUCUGGGUCAGGGAUGAGGUCCUGCCUCAAGUGGAGGAGUUUAAGUAUCUCAGGGUCUUGUUCACAAGAAAGAGAAAAUUGGAGCGCAACAUCAACAGGCAGAUUGGUGCUGCAUCUGCAGUGAUGCGGGUGUUGUACCGAUCUGUCGUGGUGAAGAGAGAGCUGAGCCAGAAGGCGAAGCUCUUGAUUUACCGGUUGAUCUACAUUCCUACCCUCACCUAUGGUGGGGAUGUUUAGAGAGAACGGCGGUGCCUGUGUACGGCAGACUCGCCUCUGUCAGUGUGCCCCAGGGCAGUUGUGGCUACAAUGUAGCUCAUCCCCACUGGGCUGUGAAUGUUUGUGUGAAUGGAUGAAUGACUGAUUGUGUUGUAAGGUGCCUUGGGGGGUUCCAAGACUCUAGAAAAAGCUAUAUCAAAUACAGACCAUUUACCUAUUGUCAGGAGCUUUGGGUAGUGACUGAAAGAAUGAGGUUGCAGAUGCAAGCGGCCAAAAUGAGAUUUCUCUGCAGAGUGGCUGGGCUCUCCCUUAGAGAUAGGGUGAGAAGCUCGGUCAUCCAGGAGGGGCUCGGAGUAGACCAGCUUGUCCUCCACAUCGAGAGGAGCCAGUUGAGGUGGCUCGGGCAUCUGAUUAGGAUGCCUUCCUUUUCUGGGCACGUCCAGCCGGGAAGAGAGACCCAGGACACCCUGGAGGGACUGUCUCUCGCCUGGCUAGGGAACGCCUUGGGAUUUUCUCGGAAGAGCUGGCCCAAGUGGCUGGGGAGAGGGAAGUCUGGGCCUCUCGUUUUAGGCUGUUGCCCUUGUGACCUGACUCUGCAUAAGCAGAAGAAAAUGGAUACGUGGAUAGAUCGAUGGAUGGAUGGAUGGAUGGAUGGAUGGAUUAAUUUUCUUAAUUAAUUCAGCUCUUAACAUUCAAACCUUUUUUGUUCUCAGAUCAAUUUUACUUCUGUUAUGGCACAUUUUUGGAUGAAAUUAUACUAAUGUAUACUCCUUGAGAAAAAGAUUUCACUACAGUGUGUGUUGUAAUUUCUUUAUUAUUUGAGACUCCUUUAAGUGGCGUGUCCCUUGCUAUUCACUUUGUGCUUUUACUGGGAAAAUAGUUGAGCUGGGUUGGAGUUUCUAUGGAAACGGUGCAUCUAGUUGAGGAUGUCAAAGCCCUUGCCCUGACUGAGGUCACUCUGUCAGCUACAAGAUAAUGUGAUUGCUCUGGACCUUCGUUGUUCAGCAGAGCAAGACUUUGCAAUCCCCAAUGAGAAAAUAAAAAGGCAUUUAAUUUAUUUGCUUUAUUCACUGUCAUGUGAGUAAGUUCAAUUUGAUAAACAAAGGUGGCUGAUUGUUUAUUGUGUGCUUUGGGACGUUACUGGGAAAAACAUUUUAAAGUUGUAAAAAAAAAUUAUUUUUUAAAAUUAAUGUGAAGCUCCUGAUCUUUUUCGUGAUGAUGAGACUAAAUGAACAUGUUACAGAUCAAUAGAGAGCCUGAAAGGAACAAACGAAUACUCCCAGAUGUAGUCUGCUUCUUUAUGACCCCUUUCAAAAGACCAACAAUCAAGAGGAUGCUAUUUGGCUGAGAGAGCUCUCUAUUUAUUGUCAAUAGGGAUGCAACAAAAAGGUCUUAAUUAUGUGAUUUCCUCAGAGGAAGCUUCCUCAAACCCAAACCAACCUGUUACUUUAUUGCUUCCCAUCUAUCUUAUGUUGGUCUUAGUGUGUGACCCAUGAACAAGGCAUUAUCAUAAUUUCUGGAUUCUGCUGUGCAUUGGUGACAUCUCUCUGAUAAUAUUCUCACCGAGAUACUUUAUUACAGUUAUUAUAAAAAAUAAAUCAUUCUGAGUGACACAGAGUAAACCUUUGAUCUUUUAGAGAGAAAAAAAAUCAUUUGCUUUAGAAUGUUUAAAAGAAACAAAGUAAAUGUGUCACCGGGUCAAGUAACUGCACUUUUCUCCAACCCUGACUCCCCCUUGGACGGAUCAUUGGGGGCAUGUCCCUUUAAAUUAUGUACCUUUAAACGCCACUUUUCCAUUUAACUACAUUUCCCACACGCCUUUUCAACAAGGCGGACACACGCAAUCGAGUCAACCAAUCGUAAGAGCACACAGACGAGCGCGUACUUCGAAAUGGCAUUACAUCCUCCAAUGAGCUUCGGUUAUUUCAUAGUUCAAGGUGUCAGACCAAUCUGUGUUGCCUCUAUUCCUAUUGUCCAAUCAUAAGCUUGUAGUGUCACGCGCUGACGAUGUUGCUCUCUACCAAUCAACUUCUUUGUAGAGUUUAAACCGUGCGCGCGGGCGGUCCUACAUAGUUUAAGGCGGAGCCUUGUCCGGACUCGUGCAUGAAUUUGAAUUCAGACAACUUGAUGUUGAGUUAUUAGUCAGCCGCACAAACUCAACAUUAACUUUAACACUGUUUAGCCUCUAAUUCACUCCAAACGGUGCUCGGUGUAGCCUGCCUGCCUUAACUUGCAUUAACACUGCGUUAAAACGGCUCCUCCGUGUUGCUGCUACAGGCUUCUGCGCAAAAGGAAAGCUACUUGCAAUGAAAGCGGGCGUCGUCCACUGCCGGUGUUCAAAAUGCUACUCUGUUCCGACACGGAAGCGAGUCCGUCAACGAUCUCCAGACUUAACUUUGCUCUCCCUGCCUGAGGAAGUCGUUCUAUGUGUGCUUCAGUGCCUCUCUGCUGAGGAUCUGCUGUCAGUCAGAGCGGUUCACUCCCAGCUGCGGGACACUGUUGACAACCACUCGAGUGUGUGGGCCAGGGUCAGUUUCAGAGACAAGUGGCCGUCCCCCGACACCUUGUGGCUGUUUGAAAGAGCUGCUGAAAAGGGGAAUUUUGAAGCUGCUGUGAAACUUGGAGUUGCUUAUUUGUACAAUGAAGGACCGUUGCUGAGCGAUGAGGGGCGAGCAGAUGUGUGUGGUCGAAAAGCCUCCCACUUCUUCAGUUUGGCUGAGAGUCUCCGCUCCCCCAAAACCGAUCCCUUCACUUGGGUGUUCAUCCGUCCACCGUGGUCGCCCACUGGCAGCUGCUGCAAGGCCGUGGUGUUUGAUCGCCUCAAGGCUGAGUGCGAUGGCAACAUGGAGAAGAAGGGACCCUUGUUGCACUGUUUGGCCAGAGUUUUGCUUCUUUUUGAAGACGAGGGGCGACGCUCCAACGCUGUAUCUCUGCUGGAGGAGUCGUCUCAGGCCGGCUGUCUGCUGAGUUCUUAUCUGCUGUGGGAGAACAGCCGCAAAGCAGCUAUCUCAGACCCAGGAAGGUACCUGCAGUGUGUACGAACCCUCAGAGACUAUGCUGGUAAAGGAUGCUGGGAGGCACAGCUUUCUCUGGCCAAAGUGUGCAGCAGCGGGAAUCCACUUGGUCUCGAGUCCAAGGCCUGCUCAGACGUAGUGGCCCAAAUGUUCAGCUCUUCUAAUCCAGUACAAGGACGCGGCGCUCAGGGCAACCCCAGGCGAAGCAUCAAGGACACCAUGAGGUACAUCCUGGUGGACUGGCUCGUAGAGGUGACCACCAUGAAGGACUUCUCCAGCUUGGCGCUACAUGUGACUGUAGGCUGCGUGGAUCGCUACUUGGCUCUGCGCUCGGUCCCCAAAGCUCGCCUGCAGUUGUUAGGCAUCGCCUGCAUGGUGGUUUGCACACGGUAUAUUAGUAAAGAAAUCUUAACCAUCCGAGAGGCUGUUUGGCUCACAGACAACACGUAUAAAUACGAAGACUUGGUGCGGAUGAUGGGGGAGGUUGUUUCUGUGCUGGAGGGGAAGAUCAGAAGCCCCACGCUGCUGGACUAUGGGGAGGUGCUGCUCUCUCUGCUCCCCAUGGAGAGGAGAUCCACUCACCUGUUCAGCUACAUCUGUGAGCUGUCGCUGCUCUACUCCGCUCUAGCCUCUCCUCCCCCUGCCAAACUGGCCUGUGCCACACUACUCCUCACACGAGCGCUGCAUCACUAUGGUCCCGUCUGGCCCUCCCUGUUGUGUGAUCACACCGGCUUUACCAAACAGGACCUCAUUCCUCUCUCUGUGCUGCUUUAUGUCAAGUGUUUCAGUGAAGAUGUUCCCAAAGAUCACAGACACGUGUCUCUGGCUGGUGUUGUGCAGCGAUUUGAAGACGAGGCCUACCAGCAAAUCAGCAAAGAAAAGGUGAUGGAUUUUAAAGAGCUCUGUCAGAUCUUGGAGAUUCCUGAAAUUGAGCCUCAGAUGGAACCUCCCAGUCCCACCAGUGGUCAACCAGCAGACAUUCACACCUUCCUGGCUUCCCCGUCAAGCACCAGUAAGAGGAGACGAGAUGACAGCGUUCAGGACCACAGGGACAGUUUGGUGGCCACGCCCACAGCAGAGCUGUCCAAUCAGGAGGAGACGCUGUUGGGAGACAUCCUGGACUGGAGUCUGGACUCUUCCAGCUCUGGUUAUGAGGGUGAUCAAGAGGAAGAAAGCGAUGGAGAGAAAGAUGUGGAUUCUUCCAUGAUAUCCAUCAAACUGCACUCACUGGCUGGUGCUGAUGAUGGACGCGAACACUGCCGAGCUCUGUCCAGUGAUGAAGACAGCUUCUGUGAAGUAGAAGUGAGCAAGGGUCACCAAGGUGAAGAAGCCCUCUCCGUGUCUGCAGACCCUCAUAGUUCAGGGUACUCAUCCGUCCAGAGCGUUAGCCCCUCGUCCACAUGCUCCUCCUCCUCCUUCAUGCAUUUUGCAUUUAGGACCUUUACCACCUCUCUGGGCGUGGCCUCCACUAACGCCCAGCCAGGUUUCCGCCUGUUGGUGCCCAUGCAGAGGCCCAAAGGCACCUUCGCCAAACAAGUGAAGAGGAAGAACAUUGCAGCUCAUAGUGGAGGUGAAGUGGAACGAGACGAUGAUGACGACUUGGAAAGGGAAGGGUUUUCUGCCCGUGCUGGGUUUCUAAGCCUGUAGGAGGCGAUAUUUUUACGACUCACUCCGUUUCAAACCCGUCUUCACCAGCUGUCUCUCACUUAGUUCGUCAACCGCCAGAAGAUCAAUAGACUGGCUUUAAAGACUUGAAAGGGAAAACAAACACAAUUAGGGAUUGCUUGGAAACUCGUCGUUCUACCACAUUUCAUUUCCAUGAUUACAGGCGCGGAGCGGUUGGAAAUCGCUCCCGUGAACUCGCGGUCAUCUCUGAAACCCCCUGGAAUAUGACUUGAUUGUUGCUCGGGAGCCUGGUGCUUUUCAGCCUGCUACAACAGCCUAGCUGAGAUCACAUUACUUAGCUGUAAAAGAAAUAAAAACCACCGAUUUACUGUUUCAGGUGGGAAAGAAAGUGUUGUUAGGGAAAAAAAAAAGCUGUUAUAGUUUUUGUGACUAUUAAUAUCGUCAAAGCCUUUGAUAUGCACUGUCUGUACAGGACAACCUUGUAUUUGGUGAAUUUCAUCAUAAGGCUACUACUGUGAUCUAGUUGGUGAAAGUUUGCAUCUGAAGAGGAGGCCCUCUUGCUUUUGUUUUGUCUUACAUGUUUGCCAAAGGUGCAGAGGUGUCAUUGGUCUUUCCCGUGGCCUCUGUCCAAUCACACACAGCUGUGAAAUGCAUCACUUUGAGUCGGCAGCAGUCCCAACCGCACCACUCUGCUGUUGGUGACCUGUGGCACGUUAAACCCAACAAGAGCCACACACAGGUGUGUGUGUGUGUGUUCACUAAUCAAGAAGCUGCAACAUAAAACUCCAACAGACUGAUGUGGUUUUAAUUUUCCUCCAGAAUCAAGUCGGGCACUUUUUUCAUCACGGGUGUGCAAUUCAGAUGAAAUGUAACAUGCUUCUGAACGUUGGGCACGGAGGGACUUUUAAUGAAUUUGUCUUUUUUCUGCCUUGGACACCAUCACAGUUCACACACUAGAGGGAAAAGAUGACCCAACGGGCUUGUACGUGUACUGUAUGCCCCAUUGAGGACACAAAAUAGUAAAUAAUGUUUACAUGACUGUGACUGACUGUAAAUACAUUCUUGUAAACUGUUACUUCUGUCUGGUUGUUUUUGUUUCAUGUAUAUAGUGCUUUAUGAAUGAAUGAGAAGAAGUCAAACCAACAUGCCACUACAACUUGAAAUUGUGUUUGCUUCAUCCCAAAAGGGCAGUUUUUAGCUUUUAGGUUGUUUUUUUUUACACUGCAGUGUUUAUUUGGGUGUGAAUGUGUAUUUGUAUGUUUAUUUUGUACGAAGUUCAAAUAAACAAAAACAAUUCCUGUC
Nothobranchius furzeri (turquoise killifish) is the source of this 8443-nucleotide messenger RNA. It is a transcript of the gene ccnf, whose product is annotated as cyclin F. Gene Ontology annotation, cellular component: cyclin-dependent protein kinase holoenzyme complex; nucleus; centrosome. Gene Ontology annotation, molecular function: cyclin-dependent protein serine/threonine kinase regulator activity; protein binding. The record is from RefSeq and is a predicted model, not a curated record. Lineage: Eukaryota; Metazoa; Chordata; Actinopteri; Cyprinodontiformes; Nothobranchiidae. Gene Ontology annotation, biological process: mitotic cell cycle phase transition; regulation of cyclin-dependent protein serine/threonine kinase activity.